GUUCCCAUUUUACAGAUGAGGAAAGUGAGAGACGGAGGGGGAAGUGACUUGUCCAUGGUCGCAUAAUGAGUCAGCGGCAGAGCCAGGACUAGGACCCAGGAGUCCUGACUCCAAGUCCCCCACGCUGAUCACUAGAUCACAGUCUUCCAUGCUGAGCUCCUGCAAGAAGCCAAGAGAUGGAGCCCCCUGGCAUGACCAUCUUUGAAGGGGUGGGGGAUGAAGUAACGGUGGUGACUGGCAUGGUGGUUCUUGUCCUGGCUCUGGUUCUGGCGUGGCUUUCCACUUACGUAGCAGAUGGUAGCAACCUGCUUUUGGGAACUAUUGUAGCUACGGGCGAAUCCUCUGUGAUCCAUCUCAGCCACGUUGAACGGUACGUGGGGAAUUCAGUAACGUCCGAGCCUACUGAGCCCCAGGGGUCUGCUGAUAGUUCAGAAGAAAAAGCAGAAGAGGAAGGGGGUGCGGCAUCCAACUUGGGCCCUGCAGUUGAGCAGGGGGGCAAUGGCAGCACCUCUGACUCCAGCCUCGACCAUCUGCUGAACAUACAAGGCUUGCCCAAAAGGACAUCAGCCAGCGAGUCCAAUGCCCUAGAACGGCCGGGUCAAGAGAGCCAAGGAACCUCGCAAAUGUCACACAUCGGGGAGGAGAGUGAGCCAUGCUCCGGGCUCAUCAAAGUGCGUCUCAAGUUCCUCAAUGACACAGAAGAGGUGGCCAUGGUGAGACCGGAGGACACCGUGGGUGUUCUCAAGAGCAAAUAUUUCCCAGGACAAGAAAAUCAGAUGAAGUUUAUCUAUCGAGGCCAGCUACUCCAGGACCAGGCCCGGACUCUCCGCUCCCUCAAUAUCAUGGACAACUGUGUGAUCCAUUGCCACCUGUCGCAGGCCGCCAGCUCCCCCAUUCCUGACUCGGUGGUCACCCCAGCAGAAGCAGCAGGGCUCACGGUGAACAUAGGGAAUCUAAUGCUCCCUGUCUUCGUGGUGAUGUUGGCUGUGAUCUGGUACUGCCGCAUCAACUACCGCCAGUUCUUCACUGCGCCGGCCACAAUCUCCUUGGUUGGGGUGACUGUCUUCUUCAGCUUCCUGGUUUUUGGGAUGUAUGGACGAUAAGAGGCAAAGUUGGAGGGGUAGAUACUCCUGUCUGUCCCUUUAAUUGGAACCCAGCAUUUGUUUUAUAGCUUGUUUUAAAUGUGCUGUGACAAAUGGUGUUAGGGAAACUGGCCGGGGGCCCAGGGGAUUCCCUGCCCACUCAAAUACUAGAGAACCUUCCGUAUCCAGCAAUGUGGAAGAGACACCCCUAGAAUCACUGUUUGUUUCCUCACCUUGCUGCUGCUUAAUGAGACUUUGUUCCUCCAUAGAAGGGGACAGCUUUGCCAGGUGCUGCUUGUGUGCUCUAACUGACCUGUUUCAUUUAUGUCAUGAGAUGAAUCAUCUCUCCCAAGGCACUGCUGCAACUCCUCUCAGGUAGAGAUGAGGAAAGGGACCUUCUGUCCCUUGCCCCAUGAAUAUCUUUAAAGCAGCCUCAGCAUGUGUACUCUGAGUUUGUCUCAGCUGUUUGAAGGAGUCCCUGUGAAAAGAGCCACUUUCUAGCCUGGCAGAAAGUAACUCCGUAUUCAUGGUUUGUCCUCUCUGCUGUAGAUGAAUGGGCCCUGUUAGAAUGCAGCUGCUGUAGGUUUGCAUGCUUGGGCUUGCUUUAAGAUAGGCCAAACUCCCAAGAAUGGACUCUGUGGUGAUGAGACAGCAUGUUGCCCCGCUGUGAUCCUGCAUGGUACUUCUCUCUCACUUUGCCACUCCUGGAAGGGACUAGGGGCUGCCUUCCUGGAUUAUGUACUGAGCGUGCACUCCACCAGGGCCUAAGCGCUAAAAGUCCCUUUCAGUGGUAUAGGGCUGUCUGGCACCUCCUCACUGCUUGAGCAGGCUUGCUUUGUAUUUAACAUGCUUGGUGCUUACAGUGCUAAUUCUAAAGACCAAAUAUUCUCACUGGUACUUAGUGCAAAUGGGAGGGAGCUAUUUUUAAAGGAAUUCUUUUUAAAUAGAAGGUUGCAAUUUCUGCUGAGUGCUCUUCCCCCUGGGGUAAAAUUGUGCCUACCCCAGACAGUUUGAGACAAAUGUUUAACUUUCUUUAUAGCACUUUCCUCCUUGCCCUUGUUUUCUAUGAAUGCAUUUAUAAAGACAGACCCUACAGUGGAUUUUGUUUAAAGAACAUGUUGAAAGUUG
This is a messenger RNA of Caretta caretta (loggerhead turtle), 2210 nucleotides long. RefSeq names its product transmembrane and ubiquitin like domain containing 2 (gene TMUB2). Gene Ontology annotation, molecular function: protein binding. Gene Ontology annotation, biological process: ERAD pathway. The record is from RefSeq and is a predicted model, not a curated record. Lineage: Eukaryota; Metazoa; Chordata; Testudines; Cheloniidae.